AUGGAUUACGGUCUCGCCGCGCCCCAUGGGCCCGAUAUGGAGGGCACUCACCCGCCGCUUCAUGAAAUGACCAACUCAGAGCGCCAGGUCUUUGAUUACCUGCUCCGGCCUGACGACAGCUACGACGAGAAUGGCGUCUACUGGGCUGAUAUGAACGUCAUGCAACGCGCCAAAUUCGUUGCCCGCUAUGAUGCCCGCGAAUCCAAGAGAGAGCUCACUUCGAUCGGUCGAAUGUUCAAAAAGGACCCUCUCAGUCCUGUCAGCACGUACUUCCACAAUAUGGUUCUUCCUGGUGCCGGUCUUGGUCUUGAAGGUUAUGUCCUCUUCUCCAUUGGUAAUGUGAAGUCGCUCUUCCAAAAGGUCUGGCCUAUGUGCUGGAAGUCGGCCAAGACCUGCAACCCGACCUGGAUUGCGGCCGUCGAUUAUCUUGAGAUUUGUGGUAUUAUUGUCGGCCAGAUCCUGGUCGGUAUUCUUGGUGACUGGCUCGGACGUCGCUGGGGUCUGAUCCAGGAUGCCUCGAUUAUGCUUAUGGGUCUGGUCAUGCUUACCGCCUCCUGGGGUACCAGCUUGAAUGGCUGGGUGAUCUGCUACGCUUGGUCUCUCUUCUUCUAUGGUAUUGGUGUCGGCGGAGAAUACCCCAUGACCGCUACCUCCGGUAUGGAAAAUGCUGUCGGUUCCGGAAAGGUUUCGACCAAGGGAGACCGUCUCCAUCGUGGCCGCGCCGUCACCAGCGCCUUCCUGAUGCAGGGCUGGGGCCAGUUUUUCAACCAAGUCAUCCUGAUCUUGUCGCUCCUCAUCUUCCACCACGGCAGUGGUAACGCGCCGUAUUCCGCCGUCGCCGCACAGUGGACCUUCCGGAUCAGUUUUGCCAUUCCUGCAGUCGGCACACUCUGGCUCGUCUACUAUCGUGCCUACAAGAUGAAGGCUGCGAGCAAGCAGCUUGCCUCUGCCAAGGCCAAAUCGCAUGUCACUGGCUACGACACCAAGUCGUUGGGCCUGACCCUCACCUAUUUUGGUCCUCGUCUUCUCGCCACCGCCGGUGCGUGGUUUGCCAACGACGUCUUCUUCUAUGGAAACAAGCUCUUCCAGGGCGAGUUCAUUGGCGUCAUCAUGCCCCAUAAUAAAUCGAUUAUGCCGGGCUGGCUGUACAACUUGAUCAACAUCGGUGUCAGCUUGUGCGGAUACUACCUGGCCUCUUUCCUCAUCGACAACAAACUCUAUGGCCGCAAGAAGAUGCAGAUUGUGGGCUUCAUGCUCUGCUUCGUGCUUUUUGUCAUUCCUGCCUUCCACUACAAAUAUUACACCUCCUCGGCACACAUCAAAGAAUUCCAAGCCAUGUACUUCCUCUCCUCCUUCUUCAACCAGUUCGGUCCCAACUGUGUUACCUUCCUUGUUGCCGCUGAGGUUUUCCCGACUCCGAUUCGUGCCACUGCCCACGGUUUCUCUGCCGCCGUCGGCAAGCUCGGUGCUCUCCUCGCCUCCAUUCUUUACAACUACAUUGACACGCAGACCAAGUUCUACGUCGUCCCUUGGUUCGGCCUCGGCGGUGCUAUCCUCACCUUCCUCUUCCUUCCCGACACCACUGGUCUCGACCUCAAAGAGCAAGAGCGUCGUUGGCAGUUCAUUCGCGAAGGCCGCGAGGAUGAGUACCACGGGGUUGCGGUUCACCCUAAGCACUUGUCGCUCUGGGAGCGUAUGCGCGGCGUCGGCAAGCACUACAACGCCGAACUCGACUACCAGCAAAAGGUUGACGAGAUGCGGGCCGAGUGGGUCGAGCAGCAGGAGCGCAAGGUUGCCGACGAGAAGGGCGCGGACUCUGACAUGGACGAUGCCAUUAGCUCCCACCUCUCCAGCUACUUUGAGCGGACCGGCGGAAAGUCUCCUCUCCUCAUGGGCAAGGAGAAGUAUGGUGCCUCUCCUCUCAUGGCGGGUCGGGAAAAGUACAAUGAGAAGAGUGUCCCCCCUUCUCCUAGCGGUGGUCCUAUUCAGGAGCACCCUCAUGAAGAUGGUGUGCCUCAAGAUGGCAUAGCCCAAAACGGUUCGGCCCAGAACGGGGUUCCCAAGGACAUUCAGUGA
Xylona heveae TC161 is the source of this 2076-nucleotide messenger RNA. RefSeq names its product pi-transporter A-1. Gene Ontology annotation, biological process: transmembrane transport. The record is from RefSeq and is a predicted model, not a curated record. Lineage: Eukaryota; Fungi; Ascomycota; Xylonomycetes; Xylonales; Xylonaceae. Gene Ontology annotation, cellular component: membrane. The transcript has 4 exons. Gene Ontology annotation, molecular function: transmembrane transporter activity. The coding region runs from base 1 to 2076 and encodes 691 amino acids.